AUGUACACCAGCAACUUAGUCCAAAAGCUCUUCAUCCUCAUCAGCUGUUCACUACUUGUCCAAGCAAGAUCUCUUCUUGACCUGGACUUCGGCAUCGAGUUUAGUCAAAGAGAAAAUGUUGAAUUCAGCCCAGCACUCGACCUUCAAAAGCGUCAAGCCGAUGCAGAUACAGGACAUCGCCAAGGUGGCUAUACGACUUGGACAGAAGCGGAAAGUGAAGCGAAAAAGUUGAUCGGAAUGAUGACUUUGGACGAAAAGGUGAAUAUGACAGUCGGGAUCGAUCAAGAAUUUUGCACUGGAAUGACUGGUAGCGUUCCUCGUUUGGGUAUUCCAUCAUUCUGUCUUUCUGAUGGUCCAACAGGUAUUUCAGUAACGUAUAAUGUCUCACAAUUUGCAUCUCCAAUCACUUUGGCGGCAACAUGGAGCCCACAAUUGGCUUCUCAACACGGUUUGGCUUUGGGACAAGAAUUCCAUGAUUCUGGUGUGAACUUCAUCUUUGCUCCUGUUGCAGGUGGUCCCCUCGGCAGGUCUCCUCUUGCUGGAAGAUUUUGGGAGUCACUGGGUGCGGAUGAAUACUUGACAGGAGUUUUGGGAUCGCAGAUUGUCAAGGCACUUCAAGAAGAUGCAAAUGUGGUAGCUUGCACGAAACACUUUAUAGGAUAUGAACAAGAAAGCGAUCGAAAUAUGAACACACUUUUGCCGCAAACACAAAAGCCAUAUUCGUCUGACAUUGAUGAUUUCACCAUGCAUCAAUUGUACAUGUGGUCAUUCGCAGAAACAGCAAGAGCAGGCACAGGUCAAGUGAUGUGCUCUUACAACCGUGUUAAUGGCACGCAACAAUGCCAGAAUGAUGCAUCUCUCAAUGGCUUGCUCAAACAUGAGCUGAACUUCCGCGGUAAUGUCGUGAGUGAUUACGGUGCAGCAUACUCCAAUGAAGAGGCAACAAAUAAUGGUUUGGAUUUGUUGAUGCCCGGUGAAGGUCAGUUUGGCAUCUAUCCAAAUUACAGAGGUGCUCAUGGAGAAAAGCUGAAAGAUGCAGUCAAUUCCGGAAAAGUGAAAAUUGAACGAAUCGAUGACAUAGUCAAACGCAUUUUGACCCCAAUCUUGCGCUUUCAAUAUACCUCCAAGUUUCAAAACUUCAUCACGCCAAAGAUUCAUAAUGCAUAUGGCAUUGUAGGUACCCCAGUUUCGAAUGAUCUUGGCAGUAAAGUGCAAAGAGACCAUUUCAAAGUCAUCAGGAAAAUUGGAAGCGAAUCGAUUACAAUGGUGAAGAAUGAAAGAAAUGUCCUACCGUUGAGCAAAGCAAAAUUGAAUGAAAAGAAAGCCACGAUUGCGAUUCUAGGUAGUGAUGCUCACGGGUCCACAGAUCGCGGAAAAUCAUGCAACCCAAACAACGAAUGUGAUGACAUUUUGUAUGAUCAAGGAACCCAAACGGAUGGUCAAGGAUCAGCAUUUGCCUAUCCUCCAUACAUCAUCAAUCCUUUGGAUGCAAUCAAGUCUUAUGUUAAAGCAAAUGCACCGCAAGUCACUAUUCAAAGUUCUCGAGGAAAACAUUUUUCGAUAAGUACUGCUGAUCGUGCUUCGCGUGCGGUCGAUCUUGCCAGAAAAGCCGACGUUGCGAUUGUUUUUGGCAAUGCAAGGGGAAAAGAGACUGAAGAUCGUAGCAAUUUGACUCUUCGAGAACAUGCUGAUGAUUUGAUCAAACGAGUAGCAGCUGUUAACAAACAGACCAUAGUCGUUCUCCAUACGCCUGGCCCCGUUUUGGUAGAAGAAUGGAUUGACCAUCCCAAUGUAACUUCCGUGCUGUUCGCCUAUUAUCCAGGUCAAGAAAGUGGCGCGAGUCUUACUCCUGUUUUGUUUGGUGACGAAUCGCCUUCAGGUCGAUUGCCCUUUGUAAUUGGUAAAAAGCUGGAUGAUUGGUUACCCAAUUCGAUAUCCGAUCCACAUCUCACAAUCCAUCCGAGAAUCCCAUUCUCUGAAGGCAUUUUGAUCGAUUGGAAAUGGUUCGAUGCAAAAGGUAUCAAGCCUAGAUAUCCAUUUGGACAUGGAUUGUCGUAUGCUAGCUUCUCCUAUUCAUCCUUUGAGGUCCACAAAACAUUCUUGCCAGACAAGGAGACAGAAUUCACCACCAAUGAAGCAUUUGAGCCUCACCAAAAUGUCCAGGGCAGCUCGCUCUAUGAUACCGUUUUGGAAGCAAGCGUCACUGUAAAGAAUGCUGGCAAGAUGAAAGCAUCGGAAGUAGUGCAACUUUAUAUUUCCUUCCCAAAAGAUAGCACCGGAAUGACAGCGUCUCAUCUUCUUCGUGGAUUUGACAAGAAAGAGAUUGGGGCCGGUGAGAGCGUCAAAUUUACUUUUUCCAUUCGCAGGAAGGAUAUUAGUAUUUGGGAUACUGUUCAUCAGCGUUGGCGUAUACCUUCUGGAGAAUUCACCUUCUUCACCGGUCCACAAGGUGCGGCAGAUUGGGAUAAGAAGCUGCAGGCUCGCGUUAUUUUCUGA
Meira miltonrushii is the source of this 2496-nucleotide messenger RNA. RefSeq names its product glycoside hydrolase. Gene Ontology annotation, molecular function: beta-glucosidase activity. Bases 1 to 2496 code for a protein of 831 amino acids. Gene Ontology annotation, biological process: glucan catabolic process. The record is from RefSeq and is a predicted model, not a curated record. The transcript has a single exon. NCBI's taxonomy places the organism in Eukaryota, Fungi, Basidiomycota, Exobasidiomycetes, Exobasidiales, Brachybasidiaceae.